Messenger RNA from Suncus etruscus (white-toothed pygmy shrew), 2530 nucleotides. It is a transcript of the gene TGM2, whose product is annotated as transglutaminase 2. Gene Ontology annotation, molecular function: protein-glutamine gamma-glutamyltransferase activity. Bases 102 to 2165 code for a protein of 687 amino acids. The record is from RefSeq and is a predicted model, not a curated record. Lineage: Eukaryota; Metazoa; Chordata; Mammalia; Eulipotyphla; Soricidae. The transcript is spliced from 13 exons. Gene Ontology annotation, biological process: peptide cross-linking.
CCCAGCACGGGCUAUAAGUUCCCCUGUCCCCGCAGGGCACCGUUCACAGUGGGCACGCCUGGACACGCCGUCGGAAGAGCCCCCGCUGCCACCACCAGAACAUGGCUGAGGAGCUGGUUCUGGAGAGAUGCGAGCUGGAAUUGGAGGCCAAUGGCCGUGACCACCACACAGCUGACCUGUGCAGGGAGAAAUUGGUGGUGAGGCGUGGACAGGCUUUCCGCCUGACACUGUACUUCCAGGACCGUGGCUAUGAGGCCAGCGUGGACAGGCUCACCUUCAACGCAGCAACCGGGCCAGCACCCACCCAGGAUGCCUGCACCAAGGCCUGUUUCCCGUUGUCUGAGGCAUACGAGGAGGGGGCCUGGUCAGCCACAGUGGUGGACCAGCAGGAGGGGAUCCUAUGGCUACAAUUCUCCACCCCGGCCAAUGCCCCUGUGGGGCUGUACCAACUAGUCCUCGAGACCUCUACCGGCUACCAGGGCUCCAGCUUCAUGCUCGGCCACUUCACGCUGCUCUUCAAUCCUUGGUGUCCAGCGGAUGCUGUAUACCUGGAAUCUGAGGAGGAGCGGCGGGAGUAUGUGCUCACGCAGCAGGGUUUCAUCUACCAGGGCUCAGCCAAGUUCAUCAAGAGCAUCCCCUGGAACUUCGGGCAGUUUGAAGACGGGAUCUUGGACAUCUGCCUGAUGCUUCUGGACGUCAACCCCAAGUUCCUGAAGAAUUCUGGCAAGGACUGCUCCCGCCGCAGCAGGCCUGUGUAUGUGGGCCGAGUGGUGAGCGCCAUGGUCAAUUGCAACGAUGACCAGGGCGUGCUUCAGGGCCGCUGGGACAACAACUAUGGGGACGGGGUCAGCCCCAUGUUCUGGAGUGGCAGCGUGGACAUUCUACGGCGCUGGAAGGACUUCGGCUGCCAGCGAGUCAAGUAUGGCCAGUGCUGGGUCUUUGCCGCUGUGGCUUGCACAGUGCUGCGGUGUCUGGGCAUCCCCACCCGUGUCGUGACCAACUAUAACUCAGCCCAUGACCAGAAUAGCAACCUGCUCAUUGAGUACUUCCGCAACGAGUUUGGAGAGGUCCAGGGCGAUAAGAGUGAGAUGAUCUGGAACUUCCACUGCUGGGUGGAAUCGUGGAUGACCAGGCCGGAUCUGCAGCCGGGGUAUGAGGGGUGGCAGGCCCUGGACCCCACACCCCAGGAAAAGAGUGAAGGGACGUACUGCUGUGGCCCGGUUCCAGUUCGUGCCAUCAAAGAGGGUGACCUGACCCCCAAGUACGAUGCCCCGUUCGUCUUUGCUGAGGUCAAUGCUGAUGUGGUGGACUGGAUCCGGCAGGCAGACGGGUCCAUGCACAAGUCCGUCAACCACUCCCUGAUCGUGGGGCUAAAGAUCAGCACGAAGCGUGUGGGCCGUGAUGAGAGGGAGGACAUCACCCACACCUACAAAUACCCAGAAGGAUCUGCGGAGGAGAGGGAGGCCUUCACGAAGGCCAACCAUAUGAACAAGUUGGUGGAAAAAGAGGAGACAGGGAUGGCCAUGCGGAUCCGCGUGGCCGAGAGCAUGAGCCUGGGCAGCGACUUUGACGUCUUUGCUCAUAUCUCCAACAACACGACCGAGGAACACACCUGCAGCCUGCUGCUCUGUGCCCGCACGGUCAGCUACAACGGGGUCCUAGGGCCCGAGUGUGGCACUGAGCACAUCUCUGACCUCGCCUUGGAGCCCUACUCAGAGAAGAGUGUGCCCCUGCGCAUCCUGUAUGAGAAGUACUGUGACUGCCUGACUGAAUCCAACCUCAUCAAGGUGCGCGGCCUCCUUGUCGAGCCAGCCAGCAACAACUAUUUGCUGGCCGAGCGGGACAUCUACCUGGAGAAUCCCGAGAUCAAGAUCCGGAUCCUGGGCGAGCCCAAACAAAACCGCAAACUGGUGGCUGAAGUGUCCCUUCGCAACCCACUCAUGGUGCCCCUGUCAGGUUGCAUCUUCAGCGUGGAGGGGGCUGGACUGACCCAGGAGCACAAGAUUGUGAUGGUCGAAGACCCCAUAGAGGCAGGAGAAGAAAUCAAGGUGAGGGUGGAUCUGCUGCCGCAGUUCGUUGGCCGACACAAGCUGGUGGUCAACUUCGACAGCGACAAGCUGAAGUCCGUGAAGGGCUUCCGCAACGUCAUCAUCGGCCCUCCCUAAGGGGCCCGAGUUCAGCCCCUCCUCAGCCAGCUGAGUCCUCAGUCUUGACCCCAAUCUUCAUCCCAAGCUAAUGAGCAAAUUUUGCCCAUCUUGGGCCACAACCCACCCACCCCCGGAGGGAGGGUGGGUGGCCUGCGAGGGCUCUUUAAAAUCAAAUGUGCUUCUGACUCAUCUCAUCAUCCCGAGACUACGAGAAAUGCUCAGUGCCUCCAUGGCGGGGCCCUGUCUUGAGUGGCUGGGCCCGGGGUGGGGAGGAGGACCAUGGGCCAUUGGAGAGACCUGAGCAUGACCAUACUGUUGGGUCCACUCUCUAGGCUAAAGGGGGACGAAACACACAGGCAGGCACUGGGACUCAGUCAUCCAGA